AUGUCAUUCACAGCUCAGACAGUUGCAUAUCGUAACUUGCUUCUCCUGAAGCGUGCGACGUUGCUGUGGUCACCAUGUCGAACACUUUACAAGAACCCACUUGCAAGAGGCAGAGUGGAUCUGGAUGGUGUAUUGGGCAGGUUUCAUCCAGGGAUCAAGUUUUCCGGUUUCACUGUUCAGAGAGCUGAGAAGGUGUCUGAGUUGCACUUGGCAGCAAUCCUUCUCAGCCAUGAUUUGACAGGUGCUCAGUACCUCCAUGUUGCAAGAGAGGAUAUGAACAAUGUAUUCUCAAUUGGAUUUCGAACCACACCAAUGAACUCUACAGGGGUGGCCCACAUCCUUGAACAUGUUACUCUAUGUGGUAGUCAAAACUAUCCAGUGCGAGAUCCUUUCUUCAAGAUGCUUAACAGAAGCCUGGCAACAUUCAUGAAUGCCAUGACAGGAGCAGACUAUACAGUGUAUCCCUUCUCAACUCAAAAUCCAGUGGACUUUCAGAACCUGAUGGGAGUUUACAUGGAUGCAGUCCUGAAUCCAAAGCUAGAGGAACUCGACUUUCUGCAGGAAGGCUGGAGAUUGGAGCAUUCUGAUGUUGAUGAUCACCAAACCCCUGUGGUAUUCAAAGGAGUUGUGUUCAAUGAGAUGAAGGGAGCAUUUGCCGACUCUCAGCGACUCUAUGAACAGAAGGUGCUAAAUAGUGUCUUACCUUCUCAUACCUAUAAACACAUAAGUGGUGGAGACCCUUUGGAAAUCCCAAAACUCGGAUACAGUGACCUGAUUGAGUUUCAUCGAGUUCAUUACCACCCCAGUAAUGCACACAUAUUCACUUAUGGUGACCUCCCAUUAGAAUAUCAUCUAGAAGAGCUGCAGAAUCGCUAUUUAUGCAAUUAUUCAAAAAUGGACAGUGAUACCUCUGUCCCAGAUGAAGUAAGAUGGAUUGAACCUAAGAGACUGGAACUAAAAGGACCACCUGACCCAAUGGCACAGAACUCAGAGAAGCAAGUGACAACUUCUGUCACAUUUCUAAUGUCACCAAUCAAUGACUGUUUCCACUCACUGUGCUUUCAAAUUCUCAGUGAGCUCCUAACAGGUAGCUCUAAUGCUCCAUUUUAUAAAUCGCUGCUACAACCUAACAUUGGUUCUGGGUUUGCACCCAUAACUGGCUUUGAUAAUUCAGCUAAGGAAUCCUUUUUCUCUGUGGGGCUACAAGGAAUUGCUGAAGCUGAUAUCAAUAGAGUGACUAGUGCCAUAUGGGAAACAUUGGAGGAAGUUACCCGAGAUGGAUUUCCUGAAGAAAGAAUCGAUGCCAUCCUGCAUUCCAUUGAACUAGGUCUUAAGCACCAAACUUCAAACUUUGGCCUGGGCUUAAUAUUGGCCUUGACCCCAUUCUGGAAUCAUGUUUCUGAUCCAAUCCCUGCACUUCAGGUGAAUCACCUGGUCAAUGAUUUUAGGCAUUCUCUGAAGAAGAAUCCUCAACUUCUACAAGACAUGGUAAAAGAAUUCAUGCUGAAUAACAAGCAUCACUUGAUUACAGUAAUGAGGCCUGAUGAGGAGUAUUUGGAGAUGUUGACAUCCCAAGAAGAUACUGUCUUGGAGGAUUUGACCAAAGAUCUGACUGAGAAAGAGAAGGAAAAGCUGUUUGACACGGGGAAGGUGCUGAGAGAUCGCCAAAAUCAAAAGGAAGAUUUUUCCUGCUUGCCCAUCUUGCAUUUGUCAGAACUAGAGCUGGAGAUUCCCAAAGUGAAUCUUCAACAUGAAGUCUUACAUGGAGUUCCAGUCCAAUUCUGCUGUCAGCCAACUAAUGGAGUCACAUACUUUAGAGCAGUUAUUAACACUCGACAUCUUUCUCCUGAAGAGCUGCAUCUUUUACCCCUCUUCUGUGAAGUGGUCACCAAGAUGGGUGCAGGGACCUGGGAUUAUAAGCAACUGGACCACGAGAUUGAAUUAAACACUGGAGGCCUCUCUGUUUGUCCACACAUUGUCUGCUGUCCUGUUCUUGAAUGUUCUUUUGAGCAAGGGAUUCUCCUGCACUCCUUCUGUCUGAACAAGAACUUCCACAAUAUGUUGGGCAUUUGGCUCAAGAUAUUCAGGGAGCUGCAGAUGAAUGACACUGAUAGACUUAUGACCCUCAUCAGAAAUGCUGCAUCACAUCUUGUAAACAGUAUGGCUCAUAUGGGACAUUCUUAUGCAAUGACGCUAUCUGCCAGCACUUUGUCUGCAGCUGGAAAUUUGCAUGAGAUGAUGAGUGGGUUUGCCUAUGUGAACAUGCUGAAUGAUAUUGCACAUUCAGACAACAUUUCACCAGUUCUUAAGGCCUUGGUGGGGAUGGGACGCAAGAUCUUGUCAAAGGUCCACCUUCGCUGUGCAUUCAACACCACAUCAGAAGAUCUUCCUGUAGUGAAAGAAGCUGUAGAGAAAUUUAUCCUGAACAUACCUGGGACAGCAUCUGAGUUACAGGAAGUGUUUGGCCUACAUGAAGACUUCCAGCCUUCAACAAGGCAUUCUCAUUUGGUUCUUCCAUAUCCAAUAAACUUCUCUGCCCUGUCCAUACCUAUAAUCCCAUACACUGAUAGAGACUUUCCAGCUCUUCGAGUUCUGAGUCGUCUGUUGACCUACAAAUACCUUCAUCGUGAGAUCAGGGAACGUGGAGGUGCUUAUGGUGGAGGUGCAGCCAUUCAUCCAACAGGAAUGUUUACCUUUUAUUCAUAUCGGGAUCCUUUGGCCCUAUCGACGUUCAAUACCUACCACAAUUCCCUGGAAUGGAUACUCCAAGGUGCAGACUUCAGUGAAGAAGACAUUCAUGAAGCCAAAUUAGCUGUUUUCCAGGCUGAGGAUAAGCCAGUCCCACCAGGGAUGAAAGGAAUGGAUCUCUUUCUGCAUCACCUCUCUCCAGAGAUGAGAAAUGAGCAUCGACAUCGACUCAUGGGUGUUGCCAAAGAUGACCUGAUCUCAGUGGCAGAGAAGCAUUUGAAAGACAAGCCUCUCUUUGGGGCAUGUCUUAUGGGCUCUGAGUUGGAAGAAACUGCUAAAGACCCCAAGUGGCAUCUCCUUAGGACCAAAAAAUGA
Darwinula stevensoni is the source of this 3063-nucleotide messenger RNA. Lineage: Eukaryota; Metazoa; Arthropoda; Ostracoda; Podocopida; Darwinulidae. The record is from the annotation of a GenBank genome assembly.